This is a messenger RNA of Scheffersomyces coipomensis, 1296 nucleotides long. RefSeq lists its product as uncharacterized. Lineage: Eukaryota; Fungi; Ascomycota; Pichiomycetes; Serinales; Debaryomycetaceae. The coding region runs from base 1 to 1296 and encodes 431 amino acids. Gene Ontology annotation, molecular function: protein binding. The record is from RefSeq and is a predicted model, not a curated record. The transcript has a single exon.
AUGGUAGAAGAAUUGGAUCCAAAGCAAUUGUUUUCUUUACGGGGACAUAGUCUUUCUAUUUCAUAUCUCGAAUCAAUUGUACUAUCAGAAAAGCGAUAUGCAAUUUCAUCUGAUUCUUCAGGUUUAGUCAUAAUAUGGGAUAUCAAUAUAAAAAGACCAUUUAAACAAUGGCAAGCACAUACUGAUACGAUUCUUACAAUAAAACAAAUUGAAAAUGAGUUGAUACUAACUCAAUCUCGUGAUUCAACAGUGAAAAUAUGGAGAAUACCGUCAGGCUCACAAUCACCAAUUGAAGUAUUUUUAUUACCAAUCAAUUCAUUAAACUUUUGUAAUAUAGAAUAUAACAACCACAAUUUAUUCACUCCAGCUACAGUUGAUUCCAAUAACUUUGAUGUAUAUAAUUUAAAAUGGGAUGACAAAGAUGAGUUCAGUUUCACGAGAACAAUUUCCAAUUAUAGCUCAUACCAAACAUUUAAAAACCAUAAUAAAAUUGAAGAAAUUAUACGUGAGGGUGAAUUAGCAAGAAAUGACUUCGGUAUUAUUAUGAAAAUGCUUUUCAUUGAAGAACUGAAUCGAUUAUUUCUAGGUUUUGAAUCUGGUGAAGUGAUUGGAUUAGAAAUAACUUUUAACCAACAAGAAAUAUCUGAGUCAGUAUCUGUGGAAACUCCACCAAAAGAGUCUGUAUCAAAGCUUGCAGGAUUGUUCAGUACUACACCUAAACUGUUUGAUAAGACUAUAAUAAAUAAGGAUCCAUCGGUCAAGUUAAUCUAUGCUAAUUCAUUUCACAGCCCCAAUCCAGUUUUAUCUAUGGCUCAUAACAAUAAUAAGCUCAUUACUGGUUCAACCAACAAAAAGAUAGUUAUCCAUAACUAUUUGGAUUAUUCUCCUGAAACGGAAUCAGCUGACCAUAUAACAAUUAAGAAAUUAAACUAUUCAGGUGUUCAAUCUUUGAUAUUCAAUAAAAUUCAUGAGGAUCUUAUAUUGGUAUCUUAUUGGAGUGGUUUGAUUGAGGGAAUAUCUUUACGAAGUAGAGAGUCAGAGAUCGAAACUAAAUUUCUGAUAAAAAGGGAGCUACCCAGUGUAAGCAGUAUAGAGACAACAAUUGCCAAUAGUGAGAAUGAAAGGCAGUUGAAGGGGACAAUAAAGCUAAAUUGUCUUAUGGUUAUGGAGCCGCAUAGUGAUAAGUUGCAACAACGUAGUUCAUAUAGAGAAUUAGUAAGAAACCGACACAACCACAGUGGUCAAUUAAUAUUUCUGGGUUUUGAGGAUGGAACAAUAGUCGUAUAUAGGUUAUAA